UUAAUGAAUGUUGGAAUUAAUGAAUGUUAUGAGUUAAUGAAUGUUGGAAUUAACGAAUGUUAUGAGUUAACGGACGUUGGAAUUAACGAAUGUUAUGAAUUAAUGGACGUUGGAAUUAAUGGAAUCGAAAAGGAUAUUCGAGAGUUUCAAAACAAAAAAAAA
Messenger RNA from Entrophospora candida, 162 nucleotides. The record is from the annotation of a GenBank genome assembly. Lineage: Eukaryota; Fungi; Glomeromycota; Glomeromycetes; Entrophosporales; Entrophosporaceae.